Molecule: messenger RNA, 1926 nt
Organism: Cottoperca gobio
Lineage: Eukaryota; Metazoa; Chordata; Actinopteri; Perciformes; Bovichtidae
Product: zinc finger BED domain-containing protein 4-like
Exons: 4
Coding region: 747-1655 (302 amino acids)
Cellular component (GO): nucleus
Source: RefSeq, a predicted model, not a curated record
GUAAUCAGUCACAUAAUAAAUGCACGGUGAUGGCCUGGUUCUGUUCUCUUGCAGUAGGCUGGGUUCCAGAGGAGACGGAGACGCUUGGUGAGCCAAGACGCAGCGCAGCCUGGAGAGCGACGAACAGCAGAGUGACCGACUGGAGAGCGACCUGUUAGUGUGCUUGUGAUAGAAAGCUGACCUGUGUGCGAAUAAAGCGAUGUGUGCAACCCUAUACUCUCUCUCUGUCAUCCCUGAAUCUGACUGUGGACAAGAGGCUCCACAACAACAUUCAUUUAUAUUUUAUAUGUGACUAAUUAAUAACAUCUGUAAUUGUAUACUGCAUUUGUUUGUCAUCAGGACAGAAGACUGAUGUGGAUGAGGCCUUGGUCAAUAUGGUGAUUGAGGAUUCCCAGCCCUUCACUAUUGUGGAGGACAAAGGGUUCAGAACGCUUGUUAAAGCUUUCAGCCCUAACUAUGUUCUCCCCACAAGGCAGGCUUUGAAAGCUAUGGUGGAGGGCAGAUACAAGGAAUCCAAGGAGAAAGCCAAAGCUAUGGUGUCAAAGGCAUCUGCAGUUAGUUUGACAUCAGAUAUGUGGACCUCUAUCAACACUGAUGCGUAUCUAGCUGUGACAUGCCAUUUUAUAGAUGCAAGCACCUCUUUGCAUUCUGUUGUUUUAGGGGUGCUGCAUUUCCCAGAGGCACAUACUGCUGUAAAUUUGGCACAAGAAAAAGCAGCACUUAUGUCACAGUAGGAUAUUACUCACAUGGUUACUUGCCUUGUGACUGAUGGUGCAGCCAAUAUGGGUGCUUGUGCAAGGGAGCUUCGUUUGCGUCACACAAUUUGUGUGGCGCAUACUUUGAAUCUAUUGAUAAAAAAGGCUCUGGACCAAAACCCUGUGUUGUCUGACAUCCGGGCAAGCUCCAGGAAGAUAGUGGGCUACUUCAAGAGCAUCACCACUGCAAAGGAGAGGCUGACAAAGGUGCAGGAGCAAAUGGGCCGGCCGGCACUGAAGCUCAUUCAAGAGGUGGAUACACGCUGGAACAGCACAUACCAUAUGCUCCAGCGUUUUUAUGACCUCAGGGAACCUGUAGGAGCAGCUUUGGCAGGCCUACGCACUGAGGUUGCCCCACUCUCAUCAAGGCAAUAUGAAAUCAUUGCAGAAUGUCUGAAAGUGCUGUCUCCAUUUAAUGAUGCCACAGUUGAGCUGUCAGAGGAGAAGAGAGUGUCUGGAUCCAAAGUCAUUCCACUGUUAUUGAUGCUACACCACGCAUUGGAGGAGGAGGAAAUGGGACUAGUCCAAACUCCAGAGAGCACAGCAAUGGCUGAGAGUCUGAGGGGACAGUUAAGGGAGAAGCUUAACAACCUACAAUCAAUGAGGAUCAUAUCCCUGGCAACAGUGCUCGAUCCCAGAUUUAAAAAGACAGGCUUCUUUAGCCCCAAUAAAGCUGCAGAGGCCGAGAAGAGGCUCACAUCUGAAUGUACUGCUGUUAUGAGAAACAGCGCGUCUUCUUCCUCCUCCUCCUCCUCCACCUCACAACCGCACAUAUCAGAAGCUUCUCAGCCUGUGACUCAAGGUAGCAAACUGGCAUCGUUUGGACACCACAGUCCUGCAGACCAGGCCCCAACAUGUCGCUGCAAACGCAACAGUGGAGGUCCAAAGAUACCUGGCUGAACCAAAUAUGGGCAGAUUGGAGAACCCCCUGCAGUAUUGGGAAGAACAAACUUGUUGUUGCGUUUCUCUGUACCCCAGCUUCACCUGUGCCCUGUGAAAGGGUUUUUUCUAAAGCAGGAGAAAUCAUCUCAAAGAAGAGAAACCGCCUGAAGCCCAGCACUAUGGAAAUGUUGUUAUUUUUAAAUUAAAAUGAAUAUAAAUGUUGUCCCUAGUAACAUAAAGUCACAAACCAAGCACAUUCAUAUCACAACCCUCUCCCCAAUUACAUUAC